AUGAUGACCCGUUCCAAAAUUGUCCGGCGGAAUGAGACGACGCUCAAAAAAUACGACCUUCGCCUUGAUAAGGAAUUGGGGUGUCUCUUUUGCGCAAGUUGCACCCAUCUCACCUAUCCCAUAGGCCCCUCGUCGAAGGCAUACUGCCAGCACAGAUUAGACUGGCACGAAGAGGCUAUUCCGGCCGCCGACUGCCAGCCUAUCCAAUCUUCGCUUUGUAAUUUUGGGCUACGGAAUUUGAAGAAGUUACCUCGUGCACCAGAUGGAUCGUCGCCAGUGAAGGGGCUUCCUAUUUUUCAAGCAUUCAAAUGCGUGGAGUGUGAGUUUGCAACGUUACAGGCUGAUAAAGCUCACGCUCACCACCACACGACAGGGCUUAAAUUUUGGCAGAGCUAUAUUCAACCAAAGAGCGACUUCCAGAGACACUCCUGGACGGUGUCUGUUCACGCCAGUCCCCAGUUGGAUAGCAAUACCACAGCUGAGACUCGAUGCUUGCAGUCUGAAGAGGACCUCGGUGAGAAUACUCGAUUGGAACCGGCCACUUACACCACAACCGGUGACGGUUCAUUUGGCUUUGCUCUCGACUGCCUUGUUGAAACCGAAGGAUCUAAAAGCCAGCUUAUCAACUGCCUUCCUCGAGUUAUGAAAGGCGGGUUGAAUGAAUUCGACGUCGUUCAUACAAUCCGAAAGCUGAUUGAUGAAAAGGGUCAGGAUGGCUCAAUUCAUCUUCUUGCACCCUGGGAUUACAGGACCCUCCAUCAGGCCGGCAGUCAGAUUGUUUCGACAGCGGUGCAGUUCGAUUGCCACGACCAUGUGAUAUGCCCGAUUGUCAAAGGUGAACGCUGGUUUGUUCUGGUUGUUUGCACACGCAUAGGCCAUACGCUCUGUCUGGACACCUCGCAUCAAAUGCAGUACGAGCCCGCCUUCUUCCUUGCGAACUAUUUCAAAACAUGCUUUGCAUGUGCCGUGGACAACUUUGUUUGCCCCAAAACGACGCCAAUGGCAGCAAAUGCAUGUGACAGCGGUGUUCUCGUUUUGGGCUUGGUCAAGAAGUUUAUCGACGAUCCAAAAGCCGCUGCACAGGCAGUACUACGCGACGAUGCUAAGUUCGAAUGGAACGCAAAGCCAGUUCAUAUCCGCAGAGCGCUGGUCUACCGCUUGGCCCCGGCAUUUUACGAUGCGUAUGAUGCUAUUGAGGACAUCAAAAACGUUUCUUGGCUCAUUAACCAAUUGGGGAAAGAAUGCAAGCUUGCCGAGAGCAUUGUUGCACUCAGCCAGCACUACCAGGAAUUGGCUCAUCACAUGGCAUCCCUCGCUGGAAGCCUUUUGGUCAUGCGCGAUGACUACUCAGCUGAAUAUGAUGGGCUGGAGCAGCUCCUUUCCAUUGACUCGUUGCCCAUUGGGCUCGUACAUCCAAAGACACCUCAAGCCCUCGAGCUUCAGUCGCUACUUGAGGCUUCUCGAGUUUCCGGCGACGGAACAUGUACUACAACCAAGUCGCAGCAACCGCCUCGAGAUGCAGUUGGCAAUCGCGGCCUCUCCCACAACCAGGGGCCCUCUCUUUCGCAUCAACAUUCUGUGUCCAAUAUGCCACUGGUCUCAUCAGCAAUGGAUACAGUCUUGGAUAAGAAGCCCUGUCCUCAAACAAAACAGACGGUACCAAAAAAGCGCAGUGCUGAGUCUAGCCAGAAGUCAUAUCAGAAGAGAAAGCGUCAACGGCGCGAUAACUCUAAAAUGGAGGCGGUGCCCGCCCGAGUUGCAGCCCAGCCUCACGCAGCUCAGAUCAACCCCAGAACGCUUAUUGCCCCAGCAAGUGUCAAGACGCAAAAGGGGAGAAAACCCCCAGAAGGGAAGGAAAAGACCCGAAAGGGGGAUAUCACAAGGCCUGGCCCGGUUGAAAGUGACACACGAAAAGGUAAAAAGAAGGUGUAA
Messenger RNA from Sporothrix schenckii 1099-18, 1932 nucleotides. RefSeq lists its product as uncharacterized. The coding region runs from base 1 to 1932 and encodes 643 amino acids. The transcript has 3 exons. The record is from RefSeq and is a predicted model, not a curated record. NCBI's taxonomy places the organism in Eukaryota, Fungi, Ascomycota, Sordariomycetes, Ophiostomatales, Ophiostomataceae.